Molecule: messenger RNA, 1956 nt
Organism: Nothoprocta perdicaria
Lineage: Eukaryota; Metazoa; Chordata; Aves; Tinamiformes; Tinamidae
Gene: AATF
Product: apoptosis antagonizing transcription factor
Exons: 12
Coding region: 1-1689 (562 amino acids)
Biological process (GO): regulation of transcription by RNA polymerase II
Cellular component (GO): nucleolus; nucleus
Source: RefSeq, a predicted model, not a curated record
AUGGCGGCGCCCAUAGCGCUGCAGCUGCGGGAGCUGCUCGACCCGCGGCCCAGCCUCCGCGACCCCGAGGACGACGCGGAGGAAGCUACAGUUGCUAAAGUGAUUGACAAAUUUGAGGAUGAAGCUGCAGAUGACAUUUUACCUGUUGGCAAUAUACGGAAAAAAGCUUCAGCUUCUCUCCUGGAAGCUGAUAAAAGGUACAUAGGAAAAGCCACAUCUCGCAAAGCCUUGCAGGAAGAGCGCUGGGGAGAUGCUCUGUCUGAAGAAGGAUCUGCUGAAGAAGCUUUAGAUGAAUGGUCCAGUGCCAGUGAAGAUUUGGAAGACGAGGGCAGUUUAGACAGUAAAGCAAAGGAGGAACCCAGCAGUGCUGGCAGUGACCAGGAAGAUGAUUUGGAGGAAGAAGAAGAGAAAGAAGAAGAUUCAUCUGCUGAGAUCAAGGCACCAAAGUUCAGUUCCCAGAACAUCAGAGACUUUGAGAAAUUUGCAGAGGGGAUGGAUGAUGUAGGAAGCAGUGAAGGGGAAGAUGAAGAUGCUGCCAGCAUGGAGGAAGCAAGUGAUGAGGAGGAGCAUGAGAACGAAAACCAUGACAAUUUAAAAGACACCAAAGAGAGCGAGGAUGAUGGAGGGGUGAUGACAUUCUCAAAAGAACAAGCGACUGAAGAAGUAGAGAAGGGAAAAGCUGUGAAGAACCAGUUAGUGCUCUGGGAUCACCUACUGGAAGGGAGAAUCAAGAUGCAGAAAGUCCUCCUGACAGCUAACAGGCUUCCUCAGCCAGAUACUUACCCAACCUUUAAAAAGGAGGGUGGACAAGAAUUUGACAAUGCUGUCAAGAACGGUUACAAAGCCCUGGAGGCAUUGCUGAAAACAUUAGUGGACCUUCAAGAUGAGCUGCUUUAUGAAUACCCAGGCACCAGGCAUCUGGUAGACGGAAAGCAAUCCAAAAUUGAGAGCGAAGAUGAAAUCCUCAGCAGUAGCGAUGAGGAGAAAGCAGAUGAAGCUCAGAAGAAGAGGAGGAAUGUCCCCAAACGAAAGCUGAAGAUGGAAGACUACCCGGAAUUUGUGGCCAAGCGGUUUGCUGACUUCAGAACGUAUCGGAACAAUGUCUUGCAGAAGUGGCACGAGAAGACAAAGUUGGCAUCGGGCAAAAUGGGAAAGGGUUUCGGUGCCUUUGAGCGUUCAAUCUUGACUCAGAUUGAUCAUGUUAUGAUGGACAAAGAGAGAUUAUUACGGCGGACUCAGACCAAGCGAUCAGUGUAUAAAGUGCUUGGAAAGCAGGAACAGGAAUCUCAUCCAGUCCCUGAAUCUUUGCCAGAAAAUUCGGAGGUCCUCCCUCACACAGAUUCCAACAGACACCUGAAGGACAUAGAUGAGGAGAUAUUUGAUGAUGAUGACUUUUAUCACCAGCUCCUUCGAGAACUUAUUGAACGUAAAACAAGCUCACUGGACCCCAACGAUCAGGUCGCAAUGGGCAGACAGUGGCUGGCCAUCCAGAAGUUACGAAGCAAAAUAAAGAAGAAAGUGGACAGAAAAGCCAGCAAAGGAAGGAAAAUACGGUACCAUGUCCAUAGCAAGCUGGUGAGCUUCAUGGCACCUAUUGACCACUGUACAAUGAAUGAUGACGCCAGGACAGAGCUUUAUCGGUCGCUGUUUGGGAAGCUGGCGCGUGCUGAGGAGCAGGAGCAGAGCUAGAGCCGCGCGGAGGACGCGGCCCCGGCGGGGCUGCGUCCCAUUCCCAGCGCCCGUGAGCUCCCAUUCCCAGCGCUUCUCCUCGCGUUCCUGCCCGUGGGCUGCGAGCUGCUGCACGGGGAGCACCGGCCCCACGGGCGCCCCUGCAAGAAACCCUGGAGGGUUUUAAUCUGUGGGGCUGCGGGCUGCAUCUCUGCAGCGUCUGACUCUGUCCUCACUGCCUCGAGAGGAUUUGCAUGUCAUUUACAUAAUUAGUGUAGCCUUAAAACA